UGGUUAUUGAUUAAAAAAAGUAGUGGACCUGACGUCGAAGAAUGUAUGGACAAAUUACAAGGACUUGGCUGGAAAGAUCCAUUAAACAGUACAACUCUUGCUAUAAUUUGUGAGAGUGAGAGCUACAGGAAAGCAUGGAUGAAACUAGAGGAUGACAAGUUAGAGAAUUGGGUUAAGCUCUUGGGGAAACAAAAGGGACUUCUUCAACUUUGCUAAUUAGCUAAAAUAUGCAUUAGGCGUUGAUAAUGUGAAACCUUCUUUAUUAUUUUUCUACUAGUAUCUAUUAUGCUUAUUGAACCUUUUCGGUAUUAUAUUAUGUUGGAACCAUUUUGGUUAGUGAUAUAUUUUUUAAAUGCCUUUUUUGGGUUAUGCUUGAGAAUUAUGGAUAAUUUGUCGUUAUGUAACUUUUAUGUUGACCAAAUAUAUAACAUGUUAUGCUUAUUAUCGUGUAUUGUACAUUUUCCAGGUUAAAAUAGUUUAGACAUGGACACUAAAGAUCAGAUAUUAUGGUUGAUGAGCUUAUAUUGGUAUAGAAAACGUCUUAGACUCAAGACUGUUCAAAGAAAUAAAGAUUUAACAUCAUCUUUAUCUGGACAGAGUUACACAUUGGAAUUAUUGUCUGGCUCUAGUCGACAAUGUUUAGAGUUGAUGCGCAUGUCUCGUGAUGCAUAUGUGCGGUUGUGUCAAAAUUUUAGACAUAAUGGAUGGCUCACAGAUAGUAAAUAUGUAUCUGUAGAAGAAAAGAUAGCAAUAUUUUUAUCCAUUAUAGGGCAUAAUGAGAGUUUUGUGGUUAUCAAGAGGAGAUUCCAACAUUCUUCGCAAACGAUUCACAAAUAUUUUCACGAGGUUCUUGAAGCAAUGAUGAAGUUUGCAAAAGAGAUGAUAUCAUCUACAACAUCCGAUCCAAAUCUAGAUAUUCCCGGCGCUCAUAAAAGGCUACGUAAAAUUUUUAAGGGAGCAAUCGGUGCACUUGAUGGGACAUUAGUACAAGCCAUUGUUCCCGCUAAUCAACAAAUUGUUUAG
Molecule: messenger RNA, 1023 nt
Organism: Lycium ferocissimum
Lineage: Eukaryota; Viridiplantae; Streptophyta; Magnoliopsida; Solanales; Solanaceae
Exons: 2
Coding region: 484-1023 (179 amino acids)
Source: RefSeq, a predicted model, not a curated record